AUGGAGAUGGGGGUUCAUGAAUUCCUUGUUCUGCUGCAGCUGCUGGUACUUCACCUUGGAGUGUGGGGCUCUCCACAGUCCCCCUUCUGUGAUAGCCACAUCCUGGAAAGAUACAUCCUCGAGGCUAAAGAGGCACAGAAUGCUACGGUAGCCUGCAUGGAAGAUUGCAGCCUGGGUGAGAACAUCACAGUCCCUGAUACCAGGGUGAACUUCCAUACCUGGAAGAAGAUGGAGGUAGGGCAGAAGGCAGGGGAGGUCUGGCAGGGGCUGACCCUGCUCUCUGAAGCUGUCCUAAAAGGGCAGGCCUUGCUGGCCAACUCCUCCCAGACACCAAUAGCUCUGAGACUCUUCGUGGACAAAGCUGUCAGCAGCUUGAGAAGUCUCAGAUUCCUGCUUCGAGGACUGGGAGCACAGGAGGAAGCUGUCUUUUUUCCAGAUGCCCCAACAGCAGUUCCAUUUCGUACAUUCACUGUUGGGACCAUGGACAAACUUUUUCGAAUCUACUCCAAUUUCUUACGGGGAAAGCUCAAGCUGUUUUUGAGAGAAGCCUGCCAAAGAGAGGAGAGGUGA
Messenger RNA from Dromiciops gliroides (monito del monte), 570 nucleotides. RefSeq names its product erythropoietin (gene EPO). Gene Ontology annotation, molecular function: cytokine activity; erythropoietin receptor binding; hormone activity. Gene Ontology annotation, cellular component: extracellular region. The transcript has 5 exons. The record is from RefSeq and is a predicted model, not a curated record. Bases 1 to 570 code for a protein of 189 amino acids. NCBI's taxonomy places the organism in Eukaryota, Metazoa, Chordata, Mammalia, Microbiotheria, Microbiotheriidae.